AUGGCAACUGGGCUGCCCGUUGUGCACUUGAUCGUCGUCUUGGUCGUGGUCGUGGUAUUGGCGGCUGUCGUCCAUCCAACGGGGGCCAUCGACUUUGGCUAUCAUCCGAGCGCCGAAGAGUUCGAUAGCCUGGUGCGCCAAGGCUGGGGUCGCGAUCUCCUCCAGCGUCGCGUCCAAGAUCGCCCUUUUGUGCCGCGCUACCAGCAUCAGACCUCCAUUCGCUUCGAGCCGCCAGAACUGGACUUCCAGCUGUUCGACAAGGAUCAGGAUCCGGAGCAGGCACACUCCCAACCCUAUGUCUUUGAGUCGGUGGAGGAUAACCAAGCGGGCGCCAGCAAUUCCGAUCAGUUCCAUGUGCAGAGCGAACUGCUGGAGAUCAAGGAGCCGCAUCCUUCGCACAAACCCCAAACGCACCAGCCACAAUCCGCCGGCAAUGGCACCACAUUUCCCAUCUACUUCACCCAUCCAACCACCGGCAUUGUCUACGCCAUCAGCCAGGUGGGAGCGGGCGUGGGAGUGGGAGUGGGUCAGAGUCCCAGUGUGGUGCACACGCAAAGUCGCAACGACAGCAACGCCAUUGCGAUCUAUGUGACCAAGGCGCAGUACGAUGCCGAUAUGGAGAGUCUGCGCAGGCAAUACGAGCAGCAGUGCCAGCCAGUUCCAGCGGGCACGGUCAUAUCCACGCUGAAUGCAGUGCAUCAUGGUGGCACCACCGCCAGGCCGCAGAUCAUUCGGCUGAAGAAGCCCAAGAAUCCCCUGGCCAAGCCCAGUAACAAAUUGCCCAAUCCAAACUAUCGUCCGCCACCGGUGAUGGUAACCAGUGGACCCAUCGCUCACGUUUCCGAUCAGCUGCUCAAGCUGCCCCACCGCACGGGCAGCACCACCACCAGCAGCACCACCAAAGGCACCACAACUUCAAGGCCAAAUACGCGUCGCAAGAAGCGCAAGAAGAAGCCAAAGAACAAGACCAAGGUGAUCAAACGGAGGCCGGGCUAUGGCGGCAACAAUACCAGAAGUCCGACUGGCUCCUUGCCCAUCAUCCUGGGCAAGAGACCUAGCACCACCACCAGCACCACCACCACAACGCGACCACCGCCGGCUUAUACGCAACUGGAGAAACCACAUGCGCCGCAGGCCACACUGCCCACCACUUCCAAUGUCUUCAGUCAGCACCUGUUGCGGAGCGGUCUGGAGUCGGCGGAAGAAAGUGAAACACUGGAGGAGCAGGAACCACUUCGAAUGGAUGAGCCACUCAGUCUUAGAACACGGCGUUCGCUGGAAGAUGUGCCAGGAGUGGAAGGAGUGGAACCACUUCAGCCAAGAAGAACUUCCUCUUUGAAGGCGCUGAUCAAAAGGAGAGUCUUAAGAAGUGCUGUUGGGAGAUCUAGGCGAAAUAAGGAAACAAAAGGAGGAAGCUUGAAGCAGCAGGAAGAAGUGGAUGCCGCUGGAACACUUCACCUUAGAAGUCGUCGCUCUGUGGAAAGUCCUAAAAAACCAGAAAGGGCUGCUAAAGUUUCUCGAGAAGAAGCUGCAAAAGCGGUCACCACUGAAGCUGCGAAAGGAUCACCGAAAGUCGUUGCUAAGAAGUCCAGAACUAAACUCUCCAGAGGAUCCUCCCAUGGAGUAGCAGCUCGACGGGUGAGCACGCCCAAAAGACGCUCCCCGAAGGGCAGUUCCAGAAAGCGCAAGACCAAGCAGCAAACACCACCAACCACGCAGCAGAAGGAGAAGACUUCGGCUGGUGUACUGCACAUACCCACCGCCCUGCAUCUGCUCCACAGGAAUCACAGCCAGGAUGAAGCACCCAAAGCUGCAAUGAAUGCCAAUCCAAAGAAGAAAAAGAAAAUUAAGGAACGCAAACGCGGAAGACCCCAGCUGCCCUCUUUCGAUAUAUUCGAGCUCAUGUCCGACGGCGACUACGAGGAUGAGGGAGGAGAGGAGGAGGAGGAGGACGACGAUGAAGACUACUACUUCGAGGACGAGCACAAGGAUAGGUAUACAGAGAAGCGCCAUGAAAGUAGCAGCACAGAAACAGCACAAAGUGAUCUCAAGCAAGACAGCAGUUCCGCGGAGGAGGGCGCUGACUUUGGAGCCAUGGUGGAGGAGGAAACGACGCCCACGGCGAUCAUAUCGAGCAGCGAGGAGGAUGAUGCCACGUCCAGCAGCAAGAACUCCAUGGCCAAGAAGAAGAUUCGCAUCAAGAGGCGACCAGUGGACUCCGAUGAGGAUUACGACGAUGACGAGGACAUCGGCAUCGCUGGCUUCUUUCGCAUGAUCUUCUACCCCGUCCAAGUGGCCAUGUCCCGGCUCAUAGACGGCUUCGGCAGUCCCGAUGAGCAGGAGGACAAGGAGCCAGCCAGUCCACCCGCAUCGAAGUAUCCCAGCUAUACGCUCUACCACAGCGCCCACAGCAACGAAGCCUAUGCCGAGCCGGAGGAUGAGGAGUCGGAGGACGACGAAGACUCCUCCUCGCUGGGCAGCUGGUUCGGCUCCUGGUUUGGCCUGCAGCGACGCACCAAGAAGAUCGGCAGCAGCACCACCACCACCACCGUGCCACUGCCAUUGCCGCCGCCCACCAAGGCGCCACCCGGCUGGCUGGAGUCCUGGUUCGGAUUCGGCUCGACCACGGAGGCGGAUGCGGAUGCGGAAGAUGACUACGACAAAUGGUUUUCCACCUGGUUCGAUUCGCGGCCAAAGCGAAAGGUUAGACGUCGCUCCACCACCUCCACAUCGACCACCUCGACGACAACCACGACGCACACACCAUCGGCGGCGGUGGCGGCGGCCCAAGUGCCCAUCCUGACCAUAGUGGAUCCACUGAGGAAUCCGCAGAACUGGAUUGGCAUACUGGCGCACCAUAUUGUCAAUACCACAGGCAGUGCCAUCUCCACGAGCACCAGUAAUCCGCUCCUCCAGGCACUGGCCACGCGCAUGACCACCAGGGGAACCACUAGCACCACCACCACCACUUCGCGGCCAGAGGUUCCCAGGCGCAUCAGCUAUGACAAGUACCAGAUUUGGCGCCUAAAGCCGCAGGAUGAGGAGCAGGUGCGCGCACUGGAGGCGUUCAAGAAGGGCGAGGACGGCGUCAAGUUGCACUGGCUCAAGGGUCCCAGUCUCAGAGGCCUGACGGAUGUGCUAGUGCCACCCAAAAUGCUGGUGGACUUCCAGGGCACCCUGAACUACGAGGGCAUAGCGCAUGAGGUGCUCAUUUUCGACGUGGGCAAGGCCAUCGCCUACGAGCUGACCAAGGAGGAUUACCUGCAAACCACUCGUCCCUCGAAGCCGCGACCCACGGCGCCGCCGCCCAUGACAUGGAAUCGUUACCACAAUCACGACGAGAUCGUCAAGUAUCUGGAGACGGUGCGAAUGCGUCAUCCGCAGCUGGUCGAGCUCAUCCACAUCGGUCGCUCCUUCGAGGGUCGACCCCUCAUUGUGGUCAAGAUCGAGUCCAAGCAAUCGACGGCGGCGGCGAACAACGAGGCUCUGCACACCACCAAGCGACCCAAGCGGAAGCGGAAGUCGGGCCAGGCCAAUGCCGUCUUCGUCGAGGCGGGUGCUCAGGGAUUGGCCUGGAUUGGACCCGCCACCGCCACCUGGAUGAUUGCCGAGUUGCUGCGCCUAAUGAAGUCAAACAAGAGCAACGAGGACGUGGAGUUCAUCCGGAACACCACCUGGUACAUAAUGCCGGUGCUGAAUCCGGACGGAUAUGCGUACAGCCACGAGUACGAUCGCUUCUGGAAGAAGUCGCGAUCGCAGCACCAGGCGCCGCCGCCCAGUGGCCUCCUCGACUCGGCGAUGACGUGGCUGCAGCAGAAACGGGGUCCGGAUAAGGUCUGCUACGGCGUGGAUCUGGACAGGAACUGGCUGUAUCAUUGGGGCAAAAGGGGCAGCUCCAAGGCGCCCUGCAACGAGUUCUACGCCGGUCCAGCGCCAUUUUCCGAACCGGAAACCAAGGCUGUCUCCGAAUUCCUCAUGGAUUACAGGACGCAGAUAAAGCUGUACAUUUCGCUGCAGGCCUAUGGACAGGUGAUAUCCUAUCCGGUCAAGGCCAAUUCCACAUUCAAUUCAGAGAGAUUGGACGACUUUCUGGACGUGGCGAUGGUGGGCACCGAUGGAUUGCGCAAGAAGGGCAGCAAAUCCCGAUACAAGGUUGACGCAUCCAACGAUCUAAUCGAACAGCGAUCGGGCUGUGCGGACGCCUUUGCCGCCUACGAGAUCGGAAUACCCUUCAGCUACACGCUCCAGCUGGCGGACAACGGCGUGCACGGCUAUCUGCUGCCCAGCAGCGCCAUCGAGCCCACGGCUCGGGACGCCUUCGAGAUCAUCAGCGGCAUGCUGGACUACAUAUGAGGCUA
This is a messenger RNA of Drosophila teissieri, 4358 nucleotides long. RefSeq lists its product as uncharacterized. Bases 1 to 4353 code for a protein of 1450 amino acids. The record is from RefSeq and is a predicted model, not a curated record. Gene Ontology annotation, biological process: proteolysis. NCBI's taxonomy places the organism in Eukaryota, Metazoa, Arthropoda, Insecta, Diptera, Drosophilidae. Gene Ontology annotation, molecular function: metallocarboxypeptidase activity; zinc ion binding. The transcript is spliced from 6 exons.